AUGACUACAGCCACCCCAGAGUCACCUCACAGUGACCCUACACCACAUAACAACAUGGACGAAAAGAAGGACGCAGUAGAGUUUGAGGAGCAUCAACACGUGGAACAUGAAGAUGAAAUCUCACCAGAGUUAGAACUGCUCUUGCAUACAGACCCUGGCCAUGGCUUAACCAGCGCUGAUGUAGAGGAACGACAGGCUAAAUUUGGCAUGAAUGAACUGCCAGAGAAGAAGACGAAUCCCUUUUUAAAGUUCUUUAGUUACUUUACGGGCCCUAUUUCCUAUUUAAUUGAAAUCUCUUGUAUCAUUGCUGCUGUAGUAGGCGACUGGAUCGAUUUUGGUAUCAUUUUGGCUUUGCUCAUCAUCAACGCUGUCAUUGGCUACAUUGAAGAAGCUAAGGCUGAAUCCGCCUUGGACGCAUUGCGACAGACAUUGGCUCUCAAAACGAGAAGUUACCGUGACAAUGAAUUGACUGAAGUAGAUGUCAAGGAACUGGUGCCUGGUGAUAUCAUUGUGCUUCGUAUUGGUGAUAUCGUGCCCGCCGAUGCUCGUCUUUUGGGUCUUGGCGUCAAUGGCGAGGAGAAUGACUCGGAACUCAUGAUUGAUCAAUCUGGCCUGACGGGUGAAUCGCUUUUGGUCGCCAAGAAGAAGGGCAGCACCGUGUAUUCUUCCAGUAUCAUCAAACAAGGUCAGCAGUUGGCUAUUGUCACAAAGACGGGUACAGACACAUUCAUUGGUCGUGCUGCCAACUUGAUUGCUAUUACUGCUGAAGAAGGUCAUUUCCAGAAAAUUAUCGGCAAAAUCGGCAAUGUCCUGAUCUGGUCCACUGUUGUCCUGGUGCUCAUUGUGUUUAUCUACCAAAUGGUCCAUUUCCGUAAUACGCCCAAGGGUAACUGGAAGAUUGUAUUGGAAAACUGUUUGGUGCUAACUGUCGCUGCUAUUCCCGUGGGUCUCCCUACUGUCAUGUCGGUUACAAUGGCUGUCGGCGCAAAGCAAUUGGCUGCAAAGCAGGUCAUCGUCAAGCGAUUGACCGCUGUUGAAGAACUGGCCUCUGUCUCUGUCCUGUGUUCCGACAAGACUGGUACAUUGACCUUGAACGAAUUGACCUUUGACAAACCAUGGCUCACCAAUAACUACACUGAGGACGACAUCUUGCUCUACUCUUACUUGGCUGCUGAACCAGGAGCCAAUGAUCCCAUUGAGUCUGCUGUACGUCGUGCUGCCGAAGGUCAACUUGAUAUCCUCAAAACUCGUCAAAAUGCGCGUGAAAUUCCUGGCUACAAGGUGACCAAGUUCUCUCCAUUCAACCCUACCACCAAGAUGACUCAAGCUACUAUCCUGGAUCUCGCUACCAACCAAAGCUUCAGUGUUGCUAAAGGUGCUCCUCAAGUCAUUACAAAGCUGGUCGGUGGUGAUGAUGGAGCUGUCCACGCUGUUAAUUCGCUUGCCCGUCGUGGCCUGCGUGCGCUUGGCGUUGCAAAGACACUGCCUGGCACGGAUGAUAAGUUUGAACUGGUUGGCAUGAUCUCUCUAUUGGAUCCUCCUCGUCCUGAUUCCUUGUCUACUAUUGCCGAAUGCAAUGCCCUCGGUGUGGACGUCAAGAUGAUCACUGGUGACCAAAUGAUUAUUGCCAAGGAAGUCGCUGCUCGUCUCGGCAUGGGUCGUGUUAUUUUGGAUGCGAAUCACUUGGUGGACCCCAACAAGUCUGAAGAAGAAGUUACUGAACACUGUGUCCGUGCUGAUGGUUUUGCUCAAGUGAUCCCUGAACACAAGUACCGUGUAGUUGAAUUGCUUCAGAACAAGGGUCUCUUGGUCGGUAUGACAGGUGAUGGUGUGAAUGAUGCUCCUGCUCUCAAGAAGGCUGAUGUGGGUAUUGCUGUCGAAGGCUGUACUGAUGCUGCCCGUUCUGCUGCUGAUAUCGUGUUGCUUGCUCCUGGUUUGUCCACUAUCACUGACGGUGUAAUUACAUCGCGUGCUAUCUUUCAGCGUCUUCGCUCCUACGCCCUGUACCGUAUCACUUCUACUAUCCACUUUUUGCUGUUCAUGUUUAUUAUCACGCUUGUUGAGGACUGGACCAUGCCUGCUGUGCUCUUGAUCAUGAUCUGUGUGCUGAACGAUGCUGCUACAUUGGUUAUUUCCAUCGACAACACUGAAAUUUCCGAGAAACCUGAUAAAUGGCGUAUUGGCCAGUUACUCACCUUGUCGUUUGUUCUCGCCUCUCUACUGGCAGCUUUAUCGUUUGCCCAUUUCUAUGUCGCCCGAGACGUGUUCCAUGUUACUGAUAAUGAGCUUCAUUCGAUCAUGUACUUGCAUAUCUCCUCAGCUCCUCAUUUCGUGAUCUUCUCAACUCGUGUGCCUGGUUAUUGGUGGAGAAACAUUCCCAAUUGGUUAUUCACAGUUUGCAUUAUCGGUACACAGAUCAUUGCACUAUUCUUCUCUGUGUACGGUAUUUUUGGUGAGCACGAAGGUGUGGCCCCUUGUGGUUACCCUUGGGGUCUAUCUGUGCUUGGCGUUUCCCUUGUAUACUUCAUGCUCCUUGAUGCUGUCAAGGUGCAAAUCUUCCGUUCUUGGAGCUUCGAGAUGACUGCAAAGGUGGUUCCCACUAAAGGUCGUAAGGCCAAGUUGGCUCAUCGCAAGGAGACCAAAGCCAAGGGCUUGGAAGUCGAAGCAGCAUGGAAAAAAAUCCAAAACCCUGUCGAAGCUAGUGCCAUUGCUGUUGCAUUCCAAAAUUACGCUCAAAAAGCUAAUUAA
Messenger RNA from Mucor velutinosus, 2748 nucleotides. RefSeq lists its product as uncharacterized. Lineage: Eukaryota; Fungi; Mucoromycota; Mucoromycetes; Mucorales; Mucoraceae. Gene Ontology annotation, biological process: regulation of intracellular pH; proton export across plasma membrane. Gene Ontology annotation, molecular function: ATP hydrolysis activity; P-type proton-exporting transporter activity; ATP binding. Gene Ontology annotation, cellular component: plasma membrane. The transcript has 4 exons. Bases 1 to 2748 code for a protein of 915 amino acids. The record is from RefSeq and is a predicted model, not a curated record.